Messenger RNA from Entrophospora sp. SA101, 2484 nucleotides. The record is from the annotation of a GenBank genome assembly. NCBI's taxonomy places the organism in Eukaryota, Fungi, Glomeromycota, Glomeromycetes, Entrophosporales, Entrophosporaceae.
AUGUUGCGAUUUAGCGGUAACGAUGAACAACAACAAUUUAAUAAACCUGCUAAAGAAAUACAACAGCAACAAUUACAACCAUAUAAUAACGAAAAAUCCUUAAAAUAUUAUAGUCAUAAUCAUCCACACAAUAAUAUUAAUCAUCACCAUCAAUCCCCGAAACAUUCCAAUAUUAACAAUCUUCAUAAUAAUAAUAGCAUCAUUAGUUUAGGUGAUAAACAAUUAAAAAAAUUAAAACGUAGUACUAGCUUUAAUCAUCAUAAUAAUAACCUUAAUCAUAAUAACAAUCACUAUAAUGAUAAUUAUAAUAACAAUGUUACUAAACCUUCACCUUAUAUUGAUGUUGCAGAAGUAUUAGCCACCUCUGUUUAUCUUGUAAAAGAUAGUAAUAGAAAACUUGAAGAAGAUAAUGCUAGUAUAGAUUCAUGGCAGCAAUCUUCCAACAGUAACAACUACAAUCACAGCAAUAACAAAUCAAAUAGUAGCGAAAUUGAAAAAGAGUUAAUUGCGCUAUCACUUCAAUUAGAUUCAAUGGAACAAAAAUACAAGUAUCAGCUUAAAGGAAGGAAUAAAUUGAUUGAGGAACUUCAAACAGCUUCAAAGAAAACCGAACGUGAAUGUAAAAAAAAAAAGGCUGAAAUUGAAAGAUUAGAAACUCGUCUUGAAGCUACAAAUCGUGCCAUGACUGAAUUAAUGGAACAACAACAACGUCAAGUGCAAGAAAUUGUGGCUUCAAAAUCUUCAUCUUUAGCUCAAUCUGAAGAAGAGAAAAAAGAAAAUCUGGAGGCGAUCAAGAUGCUUGAGGCUGAUUUGGAAGAGAAGAAUAGAUUAAUCGAACAAGUACAAAUCACCGCUCGCAAAGUAAAAACUGAGUCAAGAGAAAAGGAUAAAACUAUCGAGGUCAUAACUACUCAUUUAUUAAAAUAUCAAUCAAUAGAAACUGAAUGCUUCGAUAAACAAAAAAUCAUCGAUGAGUUAACUUCCCAACUAGAGGACCUUAAAAAACGUGAAAUAGAAUUAAACGAAAAAGACGCCAUGAUCGAAACAUUGAACAUUCGUUUAGACACGUCACAAAAAGUUAUUGCGGAAUUACGAGAGAAGCAUGCACCACAUGAUCUAUUGAGACAAUUAAGACAAAAAGAUUACAUCAUUGAUGAUUUGACUCAACGAGUAGAAAACAUUGAUGCUGAUAUUAAAGAUAAAGAUGAUGAGAUCAAAUCACUAAACAAAUCAUUAAAUCAAGAAAUCGAAUUGGUUGAAAAAUUGCAAAAACAAUACAAAGAACUUGAACCAUACAAAAAAUUAUACAAAGAAGCUGAAAAUAACCUUUACGAAAUACAGCAAGAACUUGCUCAGAAAGAAAGAAAAUUACAAGAUUUAGAAAGACGUUAUAAAGAUGCCUCUAGAAAUUCCUUAGAAAGUCACGAGAAACUGAAAGCUCAAGAGCAAGCCUUCAAUAGUUUACGACAAGAAGUUAUUCAUCUUAAACAAGCUCUCACGGUUCAAAAUGCCGCCGCUAAUGCCGCCGCCACUGCUGCUGCGACUGCAGCCAUAUCUGUAAAUAAAGCCGAGCUAGAUGUUAAAUCAAACAAAAGUGAGGUACGUCUGAGCGCUCUACAAAAGGUUUUAAAUACCAAGAUCGAAGCUUGCAGGGAAUACGAGAAAAAGAUCUCAGAAUUGGAAAAGGAAUUUGAACUGGUGAAGACAGAAAUUGAAGAUACAAAGACCACAAAUUCCGAGAAAGAAUCUAGAAUCGCUAAACUUGUAAAGAUGAACCGUCAACUGAAAGACGAAGUUACUCAAUUGAAAGAAAAAAUGGAAGCAAAAGAACAAGAAUUGAUCCUUAUAAAAUCAAAGAUUCCACAACCCGUUUCUUCCAGAAAAUCAUCCUUUACAAAAACUGCCCCUAGAUCAAGAGUCUCUUCUAUGUAUAGUGGUGAAAGUAGUAGUGACGAUACUGCUAGGUCCUGUUUGACAAAUUCUUCUGCUCGUAUUCGUAGAAGUUCAAAUCUUAGCGGUGCUAGUGAUAAUAACAGCAACGUUGGUUCUUUGCGGUCAAAGACUUUGUCAAGAUCAAGUAGUCUAUGUUCUGUUCCAACAACUAGACGCAUAUCAAAUGGCCCAAGACCUGCUUCUUUAUCAACAAUUUCAUCGUCAUCACCUUCUACCAUAUCAUUAACUAGAACCAAAUCUAUAUCAUCUUCUUCCACAAGGACAAGAAGACCUUCAUCAGCUUCUACAACUUCAACUUUGUCAUCAUCAACACGCGGUGGCGCUAGAUCAUCAAUUUCUAAUUCUUCAAAAAAACCGGUUAGCCCAAACACUUCAAGUAUCACCAAAAAUGCUGUUGAACAAAAGAAAUUAUCCACUGCAACUCAACAAGCCAGAAGAACUCCUUUAACAAGACCAUUACCAUCUAAUACUACUCUGUCAACAAGAUCUCUCCCAUCAUUAUCAAAACCUAUACAAACCAAGAGAUCUUAA